This is a messenger RNA of Zingiber officinale, 1143 nucleotides long. RefSeq names its product RING-H2 finger protein ATL46-like. Lineage: Eukaryota; Viridiplantae; Streptophyta; Magnoliopsida; Zingiberales; Zingiberaceae. The record is from RefSeq and is a predicted model, not a curated record. The transcript has a single exon. The coding region runs from base 68 to 490 and encodes 140 amino acids.
AGAUGUCUAGGGCAAGGAGUGAACGCGGGGUAGGGGAAGACGAAGGGUGUCUGGGGCGAGGAAGGAGAUGGGUGUGCCAUGGCCAGCAUACACGCUCUCGGUGCUCCUCUGCGCCGAGGAGGAGCUUUUGACGGCACUAUCUGCCUCUAUGAGUUUGAUGCCGCCAAUCGAUGAGCUUCGCUUGCUACCCGUCUACAGACACGCCUUCCACCUCGCCUGCAUUGACAUGUGGUUGCUCUCCAACUCGACCUGCCCCUUUGUCGUGACUCCCUUUUUCCUUAGAGAUCUUCCAAUGAACACAUUGCAUUCAAUUAAAAACAACCGAACCAAAGAUGACGAGGAGGCCACUGGAGAUCCCCACAUUUCCGCCGUCAAAGAAACUGCUAUCGAGAAGGGGUUCCUGGUGAGGUCAGCAAGUUCAUCAACUUGGGAGAUAGACACAGAGAUGGUGAGGGCACCACCAAUGGCGACUCUAGCGUCAAAAUUGUGAUGAAGAAUUGGAGAUUGAAGGAAUGGGAGAUUGAGGUGCUUCUCAAUGGGGUCAUACUAGUACGUGCUGGCCGACACCGAGCUCCACGUGGCCUUCAAGAAGUGCUGCUCUUCCAUAAAUAGGGGAAUGGGAAGUGAUCAGCGAUUAGGGGAAGAGACUCGGCGUCGUUGGGUGGCGAGAGAGCUUCUCCGUGUCAAAUAUCCGGUUUUGGAGUAACAAUAAAGGGAAGGUCCUUUAUUCCAACACAUCUGAUCAAGAAGCAAACUCGCAAUGGAAGAAGAUAAAAGUGAAUUGGUGAUGCUUGUAACAAUUCUUCUCAAUCACAAAUUUUGCUAGGAUUAUUCUCAUAUUCACUUCCUUGAGAAAUCAAAUAUCAAGCACAGUCAUGGAUUAGUUUUUUUUUUCAAUGGCUGAAAGUUCUGCACGGAAAGCUUUUCAAACAUGCUUGUAAGUUUCUCUCUACCGGAGUUGGGAUUGUUUUUCAACGAGUAGGAUUGCUUAUCUGGGAGUAUUUUGUCGAAUUUGUUCCUAUGUUUUUAAGUGGAACGAAAAGUAAGCAGAGGUUUAUCUCGUCGGUGAUUUGGAUAUAGUUUUGGGAGCAUCUUGUUUAUUUUUGAUGUUUUUGAGUUAGAUUUGGAGGAAAGUAGAAACUU